UUAUCAUCAUCUCGUCGUUGGAGAAAAACCACAAAAAAUCCAGAUGGGUUGCACUCUCUCUCGCUCUUUUUCUUUACUCUACUGAAAAGUAAAUAUACUAUAUACUAACUACUACGUUAUCAAUCAAUCUGCUGGUGGGCCUCUAUUCCAUGAUAGUGUUUUGUCGUCGUCAUCACCCAGACAGUGAGAGCGAGAGGGCACAAAAGUGUUGCUGAAUUUCGCGAAAACAACACGUCAUAGGUUCGUUUCAGACAGCAUAAUUUAAUUGAUAGUUCGAACGAACAACACAAAAACAACGCAUGUUUUCCGAAAACUAAUACGUAUGAUCCGGCAACACAGUCUUCCCGUGCUUAUUCGCUACACGUAAGCAUAAAAACCGGUUCUUUCGGUGCUGAGCGGUUCAUUCGGUUCUGAUCAAGCGACUCAACUACAUACAAGUGAAAAUGAAAAUAGAGUAAGAAAAUUUGAGUAAACAGCUGUGACAACAUGGAAUAUAAAGUUACUUCUCCGGCCGUCCUCCGAGAGCCCCUGGUCGUACCGGACAAACUUCUGAUGGGACCCGGUCCAUCGAAUGCACCGCAACGGGUGCUGGAUGCAAUGAGCAAACCGAUUUUGGGGCACCUCCACCCGGAAACGUUAAAAAUCAUGGACGACAUUAAGGAAAGUGUCCGGUACCUGUUCCAGACAAACAACGCGGCUACUUUUUGCUUGAGUGCAUCCGGUCACGGCGGAAUGGAGGCGACGUUGUGUAAUCUACUGGAAGACGGCGAUGUGGUACUGAUCGGUCACACCGGACACUGGGGCGAUCGGGCUGCUGACAUGGCCAGCCGCUACGGGGCCGAUGUAAGAUUCGUCAAAUCGAGCAUGGGUCAGUCUCUAAGUUUGGAACAGAUUCGAAGUGCCAUGGUGAGCAACAAACCGUCGGUUCUGUUUCUGACACAGGGCGAUUCAUCGACGGGCGUUUUGCAAGGACUGGAAGGAGUCGGUGCAUUGUGCCGGGAGCACGAUUGUCUGUUAAUCGUGGACACGGUAGCCUCACUGGGUGGUACACCGCUGCUGAUGGAUCAGUGGCAAAUCGAUGCCGUUUACACCGGCUCACAGAAGGUCCUCGGAGCACCACCUGGCAUCACUCCGGUGUCGUUCGGACAUCGGGCAGUUGAACGCUACAAGCGUCGCAACAGUAAAGUCAAGGUGUACUAUUGGGACAUGAUGUUGGUAGGCGACUAUUGGGGAUGCUUCGGUAGACCACGCAUAUAUCAUCACACAAUCUCCUGCACUUUGUUGUACGGGCUUCGGGAAGCGAUAGCGCUGGCCUGCCAGGAGGGUUUACCGGCAGUGAUUGCUCGCCAUCAGGACUGUGCUAAUCGAUUGUACCGUGGAUUGGAAGCAGCCGGAUUUGAGUUGUAUGUCGAGCGGAAGGAUCGUCUAGCGACGGUUACAACCAUCAAGGUGCCACCGGGUAUAGACUGGACUAAGGUUUCGCAACAUGCGAUGAAAAACUACUUGGUCGAAAUAAGCGGUGGCCUUGGCCCAACAGCGGGACAGGUGUUCCGAAUUGGACUGAUGGGACUGAAUGCAACCACCGAGAGAGUUGACCGCGUAUUACAAGUGUUCAAAGAGUCGGUACAAGCAGCCAAGCGCGACAUUCAGGUUUUGGGAAAAAUGUAAAUUUUGAUCUUUUCAAC
Molecule: messenger RNA, 1685 nt
Organism: Malaya genurostris
Lineage: Eukaryota; Metazoa; Arthropoda; Insecta; Diptera; Culicidae
Gene: Agxt
Product: alanine--glyoxylate aminotransferase
Exons: 4
Coding region: 487-1668 (393 amino acids)
Cellular component (GO): peroxisome
Molecular function (GO): L-serine:pyruvate transaminase activity; L-alanine:glyoxylate transaminase activity
Source: RefSeq, a predicted model, not a curated record